AUGCUCACAAAUUUCAGCAACGAGUGCAAGCAUCUGAACAAAGGCACGACGGUCAUCUGCAUCGAAAAAAUUGGGGAAGCCACCAAUGCUUUCGUCCUCACCGAUGUUACCGACUCUAUUCCAAUGAACCAAGCCCCUGAAGCAGCCUUCGACGUGAAUCCGAGCCUCCCGAAGCAUAAGCAAGGACAGCUCAAUACACUGCUCCUGCAAUGUCCCGUGUUCGAGCGACUCGCCGACCUGUCGGCCUACGAAACGGCGCGCAAAAUCUUGGUCGUCAAGCAGCCGGCGGACGACGAGGCGAGGCGGCUUCAAGUGUUCCAUGGCCUUCGAGCACUGAGCAUCGUGUGGAUAGUCUGGGUGCACCACUACGCGUACAACGACACAUCCGUAUAUUCCGGUGCUAAGAUAGCCAAGAAACUGGUGGUGCAGUACAAUACGCAGCCAUUCAACAACGCUUGGUUGGCAGUGGAUACGUUCUUCUUUAUCAGUGGCUUCUUUCUGCUGUACGCAAUAAACAAGCAGAUGAAGUCGGCUGGCCUGGGUCAAGUCUUGCUGUACAUCGUAGUACGGUGGUGGAGGCUAAUUCCAAUGGCUUGUGUGGGAAUAUUCAUGCUCACAUUGAUACGACACUUCGGCGAGGGGCCUUUGUGGAACGAGUACAUUGGUGCUGAGAUCGAGAAAUGCAACAACAACUGGUGGCUUCUACUGCUCAAUGUUCAGAACUUUCUCAAGCAUGAUGAACUGUGCCUUGUACCCUACUGGUACAUAUCCGUAGACACACAGCUGCACAUUUUGUUCAUAGGAUUUGCAAUUCUAUUGUACAGGAAUUUUUACCUUUCCGCUACCGCGAUGCUUUUCUUGGUCAUCACAAGCACCAUUGUGGUCGCGUGCCAGACGUUGGUCCACAACUACACGCCCACAGCGCUGUUUGUCGCCGGAGAUGCAAUGUUCGCUAAGGAGGUCCUUGAGCAAAUUUACUUCAGACCAUACACACACUUUGGCCCUUUCUGCUUGGGUAUCAUCACUGCCUACGCGUUCCUCACAAAGAAACCGCGCUUUGAAUUGGGAUUGGCGUGUCAGGGAGCCGCGUGGAUUGCAGUGUUCGUAGCGGGAGCCACUGUGCUGUUUUGCACCAAACAGUGGGGCGACGGGGACCACCUGCCGCCGCCGUGGAUGUCAGCCGCCUACGCAUCUUGCCACCGCCUCGUGUGGGCAAUCUGCAUCGCAUGGCUCGUGUUCGCCUGUAUCUCCGACCGUGGAGGAUUGGUGAACAGCGUGCUGUCCAGUCCCCACCUGGUCCCGCUCAGUCGGCUCUCGUAUGCGGUGUACGUGCUGCACGUGCCCAUCGUCUGGUUCCGUCUCUGGACAAUACGAGAGCGCAUUCUCAUCUGGUUCCUGCCCAUGUUCUACAACGCCAUGGGUACCCUCGUUCUUUCCUUCUUCGUGGCUCUUGGAGCGUCCAUCUUCAUUGAGAGGCCCCUGGUGGCCGCGAAAGACCUUGCCGUGGGUCUCAUCAUGGGACCGCGAAACCACAAACCCUCAAAUCCAGACGGACGUAGCAACAAUCGAGGCGGCAGAAGCGACGUCUUAAGUGAAACGAGACGCCGGGGCCCGUCAGUUGCCAGCAUCGCGAGCAAGCUCUCCGGUUGCCGAAUAUUCGCCAAGCAAUCGCCCACUGGGACGACGACACCCGUCUUUCAGAGCGAGUCGUGUACGGUUCAUCUCUGAUCGCCGCGAAAGCAGCUUACCUGAACGUGCCGCGACACAAGUACAGAUAGCGAUGAAAACUGUGGCCCGUAUCAUGCACAUAGGGCGUCUUUCGUUGUCAGAGCAGCGGCUUAUAUAUGAGAAAGGAAAAAGCUUUCAGGGCCCUUCCCCAGUGGUUCGGCAAGUUAUCAUUGGUAUCAGACGAUCACAACUGGCACAUGAUAACAAAGAAAAAGAAUACUGCGAAAUGAAUGUGCAUUACACCGGACCAGGUUUUAUCGUCGCAAACACGCAGCUAGAGCGAUCACGUCUGCAAAGCGCUACAAUUUUACUUUCCGCUGCAAAUUCCUACACACGACUUUCCUCUUAAAGAACUCAAUUUUCCCAGGCAUCAUCGAGGAAGCUACAGCUCUCACCUCAAGUGGCAAGUCCAACUUGCAGAGCGCAAAUA
Rhipicephalus sanguineus (brown dog tick) is the source of this 2158-nucleotide messenger RNA. Its product is annotated as nose resistant to fluoxetine protein 6. Bases 1 to 1728 code for a protein of 575 amino acids. The transcript is spliced from 11 exons. The record is from RefSeq and is a predicted model, not a curated record. NCBI's taxonomy places the organism in Eukaryota, Metazoa, Arthropoda, Arachnida, Ixodida, Ixodidae. Gene Ontology annotation, molecular function: acyltransferase activity, transferring groups other than amino-acyl groups.